CAAAUACCGCAUACACUGCAGAGAAGAAUUCACUUCUUUGAACAGGUGGAAACUCAGAACUAACCACCAUGGCUACAGCUAUAGAUGUCUCUCACCACCUUCAGUGUCCCAUCUGUAAGAACCUGUUUGAAGAUCCGGUCAGUACAGUCUGUGGACACAGCUUUUGCCAGCGCUGUCUGGACAAGCACAUAAGCAUGAGUGAUGAACAAUGCCCUCUGUGUCGGGAGCCCGUGUACAUCAAACCCAGCGUGAACUGUUCUCUCAAAACCCUUCUGCGAGAGUUUCUCCAGGUGCAGAUGGCCGACCUGAGUCUCUACACGGGGGAGAGAGGUGAGAUCCCCUGCAACGUCUGUGAGGAAAACCAGACGUCAAGAGCUGUGAAGUCCUGCUUGACCUGUUUGCUCUCGUACUGUGAGCGGCAUCUGAAGCGCCAUCAGUCUGUGGAGAUGUACAGGGGUCAUAAACUGGUAAGUCCGGUGGAGAGACUGGACGAGAAAGCGUGUCGUGUCCAUGGCAGACCUCUGGAGCUCUACUGCAAACGGGAAAAGCGUUUGAUCUGCACCUUUUGUGUGAAGACUGGGGAAGAUGUUGUAUCUAUGGAGACAGAGAGAGAGAGGAGAGAGGCUGAACAGCAAAAUACUAUUAAAGAAUUGGAAAGCAUGACAAACCAGAGUGAAAACAAACUUGAGGAUCUUCAAAACACUGUCACAAAAUACCAGGCUCAGAUAGACAGAGAGCAGAGGGAGAUAAAGGAGGUGUUUGCUGAAGUGAUGGAUGUUGUGAGGAGAGCUGAGGAGGAGCUGCUCAUUCCUCUUGAGGAUGGAAGAAGAUGUCUUGACAAGGAGAUGGCAGAAAAAACCCAGCAUAUACAAAAGGAAAUCCUCAAGUAUAGAGAAAUCAUCGAUCACUUGAACCAAAAUAAGGAAGAGGAAGAUGACAUCGUCUUUCUCCAGUCGUACCCAUCUGUACCUGCUGAAUUCAAAGAUGAUUGGACAGUUUCUAUUGACACUGAACUGAAGUUUGGCUCCAUGAGAAAUAUAAACUUAUCCGUUGUGGCUUCCAUUAGGACUCAGCUAGAGAAUCUUUGCUCUUUUGAAAUUAGAAGAAUUCAGAGGUUUUCAGUGGAUGUCAUUCUGGAUGAAGAAACCGCACAUCCGAGUCUGGAAGUGUCUCCGGAUGGCAAAACCGUGACAGAAAAGGGGAAAGUUCACGACAGCCCAGGCGACCCUGGACAAUUCAAUCUGGUGGGUGGAAUCUUGGGAAAGCUUCAGAUUACAUCCGGAAGAGCAUUCUGGGUAGUUGAGGUGGGGGAGAAAACUAGUUGGGAACUGGGUGUAUUGAGAGAAAAUGCAAAUAGGAAAGGGAAAGUCUCAUACAAGCCCAAAGAAGGAUACUGGGCCAUCGUGCUCUGCGGUUCAAACCUGUAUGGAGCUUUUGAAGAUCCUCCUCUUCAGCUUCAUCUCUCCACCAAACCCCAGAAGGUGGGAGUGUUUGUCGACUAUGAGGUUGCCUUCGUCUCCUUCUAUAAUAUGGACAAUCUGUCACAUAUUUACACUUUUACUCAGUGCGAAUUUAAUGAAACCCUCCGUCCGUAUUUUAACCCUCUUCCCAACAAAGAUGGUAACAAUUCUCAUCCAAUGACCAUAUGCUCUGUCAACCCAGAUGACAUCCUUAUUUAGGAGCUGUACAUUCUUUGAACUACUAACAAUAUUUCUCCUAAAUUUCAAAAUAAAUAUGGUUUAUUUUUCCACUUAUUUUUAGAAAAUCAAAAUUGGAGAAACAGGUCAAAACAACAGCAAAUAUGCUUAGUAUUUUUUCACGAAAACAACAUAAUAUUCACUUUUAAGUAAUGCAGCAAUAAUAUUUGUACAUGCAUUUAGGAAACAUAAAAAAAAUUGAUAACAAUUUUCAUGUCUCUUGUCAUGCUCAGUCUUUCACAUUUGCUGUUGGAUGACUUUGUCACUCCUGAGGUUUGAUUUUGAAGUUUGAAAUUCAACAGACACUGGACAGCCACAAGACUUCUUUUAUAAUUAAAAUUUGGAGUGGUCUCUUCCUUUUUUUCUAUGGCUGUGUAUGUAUACCUAUAUAUAUGAUAUAUACGCCAAUUAUUUAGUGAGUGGGGUACUAUCAUUUUUGUUUAAGCAUUUUUUAUUUAUUUAUUCUAAAUCCUUUAUGAAAACAAUUAAGAAAAUUACAUAUUUGUAGUUUAUCAAAUAUUUGCACCAAGUGGUUGACUGUAUUGAGUGGGUGACAGAAUAGUAUAGGGUUUUAAAAUUACUAGAAUGAUGUGAAAUCUGCACUGCAAAUCAGGGUUUAAAUCAUUAAAACAUUUUAUACUGACAUUUAUUAUAAAUAUAUGAAAAAAUGUGAACAACUAAAACCACACAUUUGAAACCUUAUUAACAGAUUUUGUUACUGCAUGGUUCUUUUUUACCUUUGCAUGUUACGCCCAUUGUGUGUAUAAGAAUUACUGGAAAAGUGAGAAGUUUAAGGUAAAAAUGUGAUUAUUACUGAACGGAACCCAAUGUUGGUAUUUUUAAUAAACUAUAUAUUACUUCAA
Triplophysa dalaica is the source of this 2560-nucleotide messenger RNA. RefSeq names its product E3 ubiquitin-protein ligase TRIM39-like. The transcript is spliced from 7 exons. Gene Ontology annotation, molecular function: protein binding. Bases 69 to 1679 code for a protein of 536 amino acids. The record is from RefSeq and is a predicted model, not a curated record. NCBI's taxonomy places the organism in Eukaryota, Metazoa, Chordata, Actinopteri, Cypriniformes, Nemacheilidae.